Messenger RNA from Gadus morhua (Atlantic cod), 2497 nucleotides. It is a transcript of the gene efhb, whose product is annotated as EF-hand domain family, member B. Gene Ontology annotation, molecular function: calcium ion binding. NCBI's taxonomy places the organism in Eukaryota, Metazoa, Chordata, Actinopteri, Gadiformes, Gadidae. The record is from RefSeq and is a predicted model, not a curated record.
AUGUUUGCCUCACAGAGUUUGAAGAGAGAUCAACAAACAACUGGAAAUACACUGACAGAGUUGCCAGCAGAAGACGGAGCAGGGAAACUCAUACCACCGGGAGACAGGGUUAAAACAUGCUUGCAAGAGAUACCCAGGCCUCCCACCCCACCGGACCUGAAGAAGUUCCUCAAAACCACCCAGCCAGAACCCGGGUUUAUUAGAGUGCUCUCUGGGAAGGCAAAUGAUCCAGAUAUCCCCCCUGACUUAGUUCACGGGAUUGGAACUAGAGCUUCAAUUAAUGCCGAUCGCGUGGUGAACCCGCCGCGGCAGACGCGCUUCCAGGACAAGCUGCUUGAGCACCGCGAGGCCGGUUACGCCAGCAGGAGAACUGCCCCGCUGGGCAGGUCACAUGCACAGAGCGCGGGGCUCCCGAAGUGGUACGGUGAUGCGACCACGUUUGGCUUGAAAUCUGUCAGCACUGGAACUGCAGGCCAAACUGUAAAUCCACCCAUAACAGCAGAGCAGGUGGACACGGAAGCCCUCAUAGGACACAAGGAUUACAUCCUCAGUCACAAUGCCUACUUUGUCGGCGAGCCCAUAGACAGGAAGUAUGACUGGAGCGUCCACAGUAGAAGCAGCCGGUUUGGAGUCUCGACACCACACCACAGUGACGGACGGCGGCUCGCUAAAUUGCUCCGCUGGCCGAGCGAUGAGCAGAAGAUCGCAGAAACACCGAACAUCCUACCGGAUCACACCUUUGGCGUUCUCGUUCCAGCGGAUAAAUUCGGCGCGGCAGAAUUGAUCCACUGUGGAGACCCGGGUCGGUUCCCACGGCUUCAAGAACGCCAGCGGGGGGCGGUCAGCGCCAUCCAGCAGACCCUCAAGAAGCUCAACUGCCGUGCCUUCCCCAACCUGAUGGAGGCCUUCAGUCAUUACGACAAGAAGGGCAGAGGUGUGAUUGACAGGGAGGAUCUGGGGGCGGUGUGCCUGGAGUAUGGGGUGAGGGCGGGCGAGGCGGUUCUGGACGACCUUAUGAGCACCUGCGACGCGGACCGGGAUGGGGUCCUGGACUUCCUGGAGUUCGCCAACUUCCUCAACUGGAAACAAAAGAUGCCCAUCAGCCACGCCGAGCAGCGCGUCCUGACGGGUCGGUUCGAUAGAGCAGGACCAGCCCGGCACCCGCCCCCCCAGAGGAGCGCCCUCUCAAACGGGGGGACACCCACCAGGCGGCGCUCCACCCAGGCCCUGAUUAACCCUGAGGACCUGGAGCCCCUUGAGCCAGGUAGCAGCCUCAAGGUGCCCCGGACCAUCAGCCUGCAGCCCAGGACGGCCCCAGACCACUUCGUCACCUCCUCGUCCAAGAUCCGAGCUACGGUGGCUGAUCGCGGGACCACAGAAGGCCAGAGGACCUACGGCGUGCCCACCGUGCGGACUGACCUGCCGGCGCCGCGCCUCAAGCGGAUGGGCGACACCAACAACUACGGCGAGCAGGCGGGAGCCGGCCACCUGCUGCACCCCUCGCUCCUCUCCCUGUGGGGGGUCCACGAGGAGCACCUCUUCCGCCCCCGCUCGAAGCAGGAGAUGGCCGGGAUCUUCCGUAACAUGGGCGUCAGCGUUUCCACAGAGAUGUUUGAGGGAGCCUGGGAGCUGGCGAGAGCCCGGCAGCCCGACAGUGAGGUGUGUGUUCAUGGCUUCCGCGAGGUCCUCAGGGAAAUGAAAGCGAUCUGAUUCGCAUCAGGAUAAGCCCCUCCCUCUUUACUGAUCGUAUGGUUCUUUAUUAAAAGUUACUGCUUUAUACCAAAAACCUGGCGAUUUUUGCAAUAAUGUCACAGAUGCAUGAUAUAAGAGGGCAUAAUUAUAGCUUUUGAAAGAGUUGAAAAGUUAAAAACCAAUAGGUAUAUGGACCCUUUACAUUUCUGGUGAAGCUCAUUUCAUAUCAAUAUUUAAUUUGAUACUUGGAUUUUAUUUUAAGUGAAUUCUUGUACAUUUCAUUAAGACAGAGGAAGGGGUCUUGCUCUGAUAGGCCAGGGCAGGCUGUAGACAUUAGGGAUCAAACCCGGUACUGGUAGUAGAACACCCUAGCGACUACACGGCCGCCCCCUCCUCACCUGAAGUCUUGCGCUGCUCUCUACUGGUGAUUUAGAGUAAAACAACCAGUCCGUUAAGUGGUCCUACCGUACACGAAACAGUAUUCAUUGCAAGCUUGCGUCUAUAUAUAUAUAUAUUGUGUAAGAAUAUCAGUAUAAAUUAUUGGACUUACAGAAUAGGAGAGCUGAAAUAUAUACAAGGUGUUUUUAACUGCAGUGUUUAAGCAUUAAGAUAAUAUUUCUGGUCUAAAUUUCUUAGUGUUUCGAACCCUUAUUGCCUCAGAGGGAAAUUGUAAGUUUGUCAAGCAUAAUUUGUCACAGUAUUUUUUCCAGUUAUUAAGUUGAAAUAGCAGGCUGCUAUACAACAAUUAGUUAAAUCAAUGAUGUGUCGAAAGUAUGAUAUUAAUAUUAAUAAAGGCUUGUUAAUU